Molecule: messenger RNA, 3182 nt
Organism: Salvia miltiorrhiza (redroot sage)
Lineage: Eukaryota; Viridiplantae; Streptophyta; Magnoliopsida; Lamiales; Lamiaceae
Product: pentatricopeptide repeat-containing protein At5g27110-like
Exons: 1
Coding region: 77-2947 (956 amino acids)
Biological process (GO): RNA modification
Molecular function (GO): protein binding; RNA binding
Source: RefSeq, a predicted model, not a curated record
AAAGCGGCAAAGAGAGAAACCGUUGAAUGUAGCAUGGCGAAAUCCAUUCCUUCCGAAUUCUUGCUCUCUCAUCUCAAUGUUCAACCUCUCACUUCACCAAAAUUCACCUUUCGCAGUUCGGUUUCUUUCUCUAUUACCAUUCUGCCGGAAAAGCCAAGAGUUAAAGGCCUUGAAUUCGAUACUAAUAUCACGUGGAUUAAUCGGGAACGAGUCCUUAGUCGAUCACUUCAUCAACCACUGCUGCCGUCUGGGUUCUCCAGAUUUAGCUCUCCCCGCAUUUAGAAUCGUCCAGAAACCGAGUCUUUACUCGCAGAAUUUACUUCUCAGGAGUCUGUGUGAUAAUGGGCUGUUCGAAGAUGUGGUGUCUGUGUACAAGAAAUCUCGAAAUUCCGGAUCUCCCUCGAAUAAUUACAGUUUCCCUUUUGUGAUCAAAGCGUGUGCUGCACUGCGCGAUGUUUGGUUCGGUAGUAUGAUGUAUUGCGUUGCUUUGAAAGAUGGGUUUGGAGGGAAUCUGGUUGUUCAAACUGCACUUCUUGAUUUCUACUUCAAAAUUGGUGAAAUUGGGAAUGCACGCAAGGUGCUUGAUGAAAUUCCGCAACCGGAUUUGGUCGUUUGGAAUGCGAUGAUUUCUGGGUAUUCCGUUAAUGGCUUUGAUUGUGAGGCUCUUCGGGUUUUCCGGGACAUGUUUGUCGCCGGUAUGAAGCCCAAUUCUAGCACAUUAGCGACUGUACUUCCCGUCUGCUCUCGUGUUGAAGAAGUUGAUCGUCGUUUUGGUGUCUGUCUUCAUGGAUUGGUUUAUAAACUUGGAUGCAUUGAGGAGGAAUCUCUAGCACCUGCCUUGAUCUCGAUGUAUUCUAACUGUGGGGAUCUGUCGGCAGCUGAAGAGAUUUUUGAUGCUUCAACAAGAAGAGAUGUCGUUGUUUGGAAUGCCAUGAUAUCUGCUUACACGCGGAGUCAUGCUCCAAGAAAGGCUGCUGCAUUGUUUCGGAGAAUACUAGUUGAUGAGAUAAAGCCGAACAUGGUGACUUUUGUGUCUCUGCUUCCCUCUUGUGAGAAUAUUGGGAGUGUGGAGUCUUUCCAUGCUCAUGUGUUUAGAUUUGGAUACGACAGAGAGGCCUCUGUCGUCACAGCUCUGGUGUCUGUAUAUGCCAAGCUAGGGGAGAUGGAUUCAGCUGAGUUCCUCUUUCGUGACACGAAAGUGAGGAGCCUCCUGUUGUGGAAUUCAAUGGUUUCAGCACAUGCUGGUCACGGCUUUUGUGAGCAGAGUUUGGAAUUGUUCCGUCUCAUGCAGGCGGAUGGUUUUGAUCCGGAUGCAAUCUCGAUUGUUAGCCUCCUUAAGUCGUGCUCUCAGCUCGAGGCAGCCAUGCUGGGCAAGUCUGCACAUGCUUUUGUUAUUAGAAGGGGUAUUGAUUCGAACCUCAGUUUGCUCAAUGCGUUUUUGGCGUUUUACUUUGAUAGCUCUGAGAUGGUCUGCUGUUUCAGGAUAUUCGACAGAAUGGCUCUCAAAAGUGUUGUCACGUGGAACACAAUGAUCUCUGGAUGCAUAGACGAAGGCGAAUUAGAGAGAGCAAUGCUCUUAUUCCAUCACAUGAGGCAAGAAGGGUGCAAAUUUGACAUGGUUACCUUGAUAAGCAUCCUUCCCUCUUGCCAUGUGUAUUCUCGAGGUUCACUACUCGGUUCAACUAUCCAUGGCUAUGCUAUCCGAACUGCUCUGGCAAGCGAUGUUUCCUUAGGUAAUGCUCUUGUCAGCAUGUAUAUCAACUGUGGAGAGCUUGAUGCAGCACGGUUGUUCUUCGAUGAUAUGCCACAGAAGAGUGUGGUGUCUUGGAAUGCUAUUUUGACCGGCUAUCGUCUCUACAACUUGCAAAAGGAUGCCAUUGAAUUGUUUCAUGAUAUGAUAGAGGAGGAUGAUCAAAUGCCAAGCUGUGUGACUUUGUUGAAUGUGUUGCCUGCAUGCGAGGCCCUUCAUCAAGGCAAAUCGGUCCAUGGUUACAUCAUUAGGAGAGUGAUGAUUCCACUUGAAACUCCUCUUCUUACAUCUCUUAUGAUCAUGUAUGCUAGAUUCAAGAACUUGAAGUCCUGCUUGGUUAUGUUCCAUUUUGGGGAUAAAACGAGUAUCUCCGUGUGGAAUGCUGUUAUAUCUGCAAAUCUACUUAUGGAGGAUGGAAACACCGCACUUUCCUUCUUCUGUGAGCUUCUACAUAGCAGAGUAGAGCCGGAUGAGAUCACAAUUCAUAACCUCAUCUCAGCUUGUCUCCACCUCAAGAACUUGAACAUCUCGAAUUCCAUCAUGGCUUAUCUGGUAAAAGAAGGUUUUGACAGAGAUGUGGCGCUUGGAAACUCCUUGAUUGAUAUGUAUGCGAAAACCGGGAGCAUCUCCUCAGCUGGGGUGCUCUUUGACUCGUUGCCACACAAGGACAAUGUAUCAUGGAGCGUGAUGAUAAAUGGGUGCGGACUGCACGGCCAUGGUGAAGAGGCUCUGAGCCUUUACACGCAGAUGAGGCUUUUAGGUUUGAAGCCCGAUAGGAUCAUGUAUAUGAGCGUUUUAUCAGCUUGCAGCCAUGCCGGUAGUGUUGAGCAAGGCAGGAUGGUCUUCAACACUAUGAUACACGAAGGGAUGUUGCCGGGGAGGGAGCAUUACGCCUGCAUGGUGGAUCUUCUAGGCAGAGCCGGGCGGUUGGAUGAGGCGUAUGAGAUAGUGAAGAAUCAGCCUUGUGGGAGUCUCGUUGCAUCUCUACUAGGUGCUUGUCUAAGUCAUGGGAAUUAUGAGCUUGGAGAGGAAGUAGGGAGGUUUCUUCUUGAUUUGAAGCCUAAAGAUUCUGCACCCUAUGUGAUCCUCUACAAUAUCUAUGCAGCUGCCGGAAAGUGGGCAGACGCCAACGACGUGAGGCUGCUGCUGGGGCGGAACCAGCUCGCUAAAGCUCCUGGCAUCAGCCUUGUUUGUUGAUGUAAUGGAAUGGUGCGGAGGGGCCAGACUCAAGUCAGCUCGGGUCUGUUAGGUUUUAAAGAUUUCGAUUUUCUGUUCGAUUCAAAUAUUUAAGAAUCGAUAGGUUUAGGGGUAACCGAUGCAUUAAUAUAUACUAUGUUCUUUAUUUAGCAAUUAGUAUUAUUAAAACACAAUAACACGUUAUUCGGGUGUUAGCACUAUUCGAACUAUAAUUUUAUCGGAUUGAAAAUUUUCA